AUGAAUAGUACACUAUUAUCUUUUUGGGAAGGAAAUGGUUCGAUAAUGCUGCCUGGAGACAUUAAUCUACGUUGGAAAGAUUAUCGAGAAAUUGUGCAGCCUGAUAAAGCAAGUUUUUGGGUCAUGUUAGGGAGCUUACUCUUAUUUAUAAUCUGGAUUGUCUUCAUAACGUAUUACAUGUCACGGGUUGUCGGUCCUAUUGUUGCAUUUUUGCUCACAAGACUUGCACAUCUGAAAGGCUACGAUGUAGAAAUAUCAGUGGGAUCAUUUUCCAUCAGUUUGCUUGCUGGAAAAAUAAUGUUUCGUGAUUUUCGUUGUAUGUCUCAAAAUUUUUUAUUUUGUUGUAACGAUGGAUGGGUGGUUUUUUCGUACUGGAAUUACAUUCCUGUAGCUCAUGUUUAUAAAAGCAACAUCUCGAGACUACAUAUUUCGCUAAAUGGUUUGCAGCUGCAUGUUUACAAUCGCUUAUCUAAGUACCGGACGUUGGCACGGUUUUUUGGUCUUGAAAAGCUUUUUGCGUCGGUUAAGGAGGAAGUGGAUAUUAAUAAAGAGCGGCGGUAUACUUAUGUUUCUGCAGAAGAAGAGCUGGAAUGGCAUAAGUCUUGUGAUAAUUUGUGGUCUUUAAUUGGAUAUAUCAGAUUUGAUGUUAGUUCUGGUCGAUUAAUUGCUGGUAACGCAUUGUUGCCAUCAAUGGUUGUUUGUUCUUUUGAGAACUAUGCAUCUGAAAUUUCACUUAAAGAAUAUGGAAAAGGAGAAGAUAUAGCAUUGCUUAGUAUCGUUGGUAGUACAGAAAACGUUCGCAUCUCGCUGGUACAAUGUAAUCAUUUCACUAAAAAAAAACCUCUAAAUUUUAAUGGUCGAUGUGAUCAACCUCCACGAACAAUGGGUGGUGGUUUCGCGAUUGUUCAGACUGCUCAUCUUAAUUUUUUUUAUAGUCAGUCCAUUCCAGGUUUUGUAAAAAAAGGCCAGCAGUCAGCUACUGAAAAUCUUCCUGUAUGGGAAUCUGUCUGGCGUUUUGAUAAAAACACCAUAUUUUCGUACGGUCCAUGGGCUGAUGCUCAACGCGUUCAAUUAUAUGAGUUCUUUUUCCCUCCAGAAUAUAGAGAUUCAGAAGUUACAAUAAUGCCUAAAGAAGGUGAACGACGCAUUUUGUUAUCACAUGACAUGAGAAUUUCAUUGUGGAAUGAUGCAGUGAUUGAUAUAUGGUUUAUGAGGGAAGACGAACUGAAUGCUUUGCAUUUGCGUGUAAAACAAGGCUCUUCUCUUGAUCUGAAAAUGCCUUGGGUCACGACAGAGAAAGGCUUCGAAACUGUUCUUCGAUGUUGCUUCUUAUUUGUUGAGUCGUCUACUUCACUUGCAUAUCCGAAAUUUUUCCAAUGUGAAACUUUUCGACUUACUCUUAAUGUUUUUUAUCCACGUGUUUUCAAUGGACAUCAGUUAUGGAAAUAUGCUGUCAAAAUCAAUAAAGGAAGGCUGUGGAUUGUAUGGGAUCACAAACGCUUUUUUGCUGAUCUUAUGAACGAGUGGGUUUCGGAUUCAAUAGUAGAUCUAUUUAAAUUCAUCCCAUACACGUGGGAAUUUGAAGUAAAUGCUAUGGAUAACUUUGAAAUUACAUUGUUAUUGAAUGACCAUAAUUGGAUUGAUGUCAGUACUUCAUUAUCUGCAGAAAAUCAUCUUGCUGCUAUUAUUGGAAAAAAUAUGACAGUUUCCUUUGCAUUACAUGUUCUUGAAUUCUGCCCUAGAACAAUUACUACUCUAUACGAAGUAUCUGCUUAUCACGGCCUUGCAUUGCGUGCAUGGUUACCAUCUGAAAGUCCAUUUUACAGUGUCGUACACUCUCUACUUAAAUAUGCCUCUUCUCAAACAAAAAAUUCAUCAGCAGAAUUGCAAGAUUGGGUUGAAUUAUGGAGAACUGAGAAGAUUUCAUUAUUGUUUGAAUACACUCAUCAUCCUUUAUAUAGUGAUCAGCCUUCUGACCUUCCAUUAAAUAACACUAAGACAGCAGCGAAAGAACAUUCAACUCCAAUGACUUUAUCUCCUGAUCAGUUAUUGAUUGAGAUUGACAUCAGCAAUUCUGAUAUAGUAUUAGUGGGCUUGAUCAUUCGAUUGAUUAUUGACUUAAAAAACAAUUAUUUUGGACUAAAUGAUGAGUUAACUGAUGUUGGUAGAUGCAAAAGUGGUUCUACAUCAAGUCCGCUGUACGGUAAUGUGAUUUGGGAUGAAUGUGAAAGAUACCGACCACUUUCUUUACGUCUUUGUUUACGUGUUGGAAAAAUUAGAGGAUUAUGUUUGGUUCAGAAUCUAUCAGUGAAUUCUUCUACAAGUGAAUUCAAAGUUUUACUUUUUUUCUCUCAUAUUUUCUAA
Thelazia callipaeda (thelaziosis nematode) is the source of this 2364-nucleotide messenger RNA. The record is from the annotation of a GenBank genome assembly. Lineage: Eukaryota; Metazoa; Nematoda; Chromadorea; Rhabditida; Thelaziidae.